AUGGUCCGCUCCUACGACAAGCAGGCCACGGCUGAAAGCCUGGUCAAUGACCUCGCCGCCCAGAUCAAAGACAAGGUCAUCCUCACCACGGGCGUGUCCCCUCACAGCAUCGGGGCAACCUUUGUCGAGACAAUCGCAAAAGCCCAACCGCGCCUGCUGAUCCUGGCCGGCCGCAGCCUCGACAAGACGCAGCAGACUGCGGAUGCCAUCACCAAGGCCCACCCGAAGGUCCAGGUCCGACUCCUGCAGCUCGACCUGGGCUCCCUCCAGGCCGUGCGAGAGGCCGCAGCGACCGUUAACGGGUGGGACGACGUGCCUCAGAUCGAUGUCCUCGUCAACAAUGCCGGGAUCAUGGCGGUGCCUAAGUAUGCGCUCUCGCCAGAUGGGUUCGAGAUCACCUUUGCCACGAACCACCUGGGACAUUUCCUCUUUACCAAUCUGAUCCUGGACAAGAUUCUUGCUUCUAAGACGAAGCGGGUUGUGAGUGUCAGCAGUGAAGGGCAUCGUUUGAGUCCUAUCCGGUGGGGGGAUUACAACUUCCGCAAUGGCGAGACAUUUGAGACAUGGCGAGCCUAUGGACAGUCAAAAACUGCUAACAUGCUGUUCGCUCUGGCCCUUGCUGAGAAACUGGGGACAACACGCGGUCUGUCGGCGUUCAGUGUACACCCCGGCGUGGUUCCGUCGAAUCUGGGCAGGCACCUGGACUUCAGUCAAGAUCAGGUCGAACUAAGAGCGGUGGAUGCAUCCAUGGGAAAUCGGGAGGCUUGGGAGCCGUACAAGUACAAGACGGAGCAGGAGGGUGCGGCCACGCAUGUCUAUGCAGCGUUUGAGCCCACCUUGGCAGGCAAGUAUCCUCUCAUGAACGGCACCUACCUGGAGGACUCGCACAUUGCCGACCCCUGGGUCGAGACGGUGAAGCCAUGGGCUACCAGUAAUGUUGAAGCGCAGAGGUUGUGGAAGUUGACUGAGGAAUUGAUCGGACAGAAGUUCGAAUAUUAA
This is a messenger RNA of Cryphonectria parasitica EP155, 999 nucleotides long. Its product is annotated as putative short-chain dehydrogenase. NCBI's taxonomy places the organism in Eukaryota, Fungi, Ascomycota, Sordariomycetes, Diaporthales, Cryphonectriaceae. The record is from RefSeq and is a predicted model, not a curated record. The transcript is spliced from 4 exons. The coding region runs from base 1 to 999 and encodes 332 amino acids.